This is a messenger RNA of Arvicanthis niloticus (Nile rat), 2273 nucleotides long. RefSeq names its product tetratricopeptide repeat protein 38-like. NCBI's taxonomy places the organism in Eukaryota, Metazoa, Chordata, Mammalia, Rodentia, Muridae. Gene Ontology annotation, molecular function: protein binding. The record is from RefSeq and is a predicted model, not a curated record.
CUGACUACAUUUCCCAGGCCGCACCGAGAGCAUGUUUGAACAGGCCAAUCGGCCGCCGGCGGAGACCAGCGAGGCAUUUAAACCCUUGGUGGAGACCCAUCUAUAUUUUACGCCCUCCCUGUCUGAGGCGAGGGAGAACUUUGGAAGGAGGAGACGGCCACGACGUGCCUUCGGCCAGCCAGAGGAAAGAGGUGAAGAUGGAGGCUGGUGGUAAGAAGGAAGGCAUGGAAGGAUGCUGGUCUCCCACUCUCAACCACAAGCAAUGAAGCCUGCAAGCUGUUUGAUGCCACCUUGACCCAGUAUGUCAAGUGGACCAAUGACAAGAGUCUUGGUGGCAUCGAGGGCUGCUUGUCAAAGCUCAGGGCAGCAGAUCCGACCUUUGCCAUGGGCCUUGCCAUCUCUAACGGCCUUAUGCUCAUUGGCUCGGGAACCUCCGUGAAGCUGGACAAAGACCUGGACCUGGCUGUGAAGACCAUGGUGGAGCUUUCCCAAACCCAGACUCUGACACCUCGGGAGCAGCUGCAUGUGUCUGCGGUGGAGACAUUUGCCAAGGGGAACUUCGCCAAAGCCUCUGAUCUCUGGGAACAAAUCCUCCGGGACCACCCAACAGACAUGUUGGCCCUGAAGUUUUCCCACAGUGCCUACUUUUACCUGGGACACCUGGAGCAGAUGCGGGAUUCCGUGGCUCGAGUUUACCCCUUUUGGACACGUGACAUCCCCCUUAACAGCUAUGUGAAAGGCAUCUAUGCUUUCGGACUGAUGGAAACCCACUUCUAUGACCAGGCACAAAAGCUUGCCAAAGAGGCUUUAUCUAUAGAACCGACGGACGCGUGGUCAGUGCACACUAUGGCCCACAUACAUGAAAUGAAAGCAGAGGUCAAAGACGGGCUGGAGUUCAUGCGGCAUUCCGAAGGCCACUGGAAGGACUCUGAUAUGCUGGCUGGCCAUAAUUACUGGCACUGGGCCCUGUACUUGAUUGAAAAGGGAGAAUACGAGGCUGCACUCACCAUCUACGACAACCAUAUCCUCCCCAGCUUGCAGGCCAGUGGUGCCAUGCUGGAUGUGGUGAACAGCUGUUCCAUGCUCUACCGUCUUCAGAUGGAAGGGGUGUCCGUUGGCCAGCGGUGGCAGGCUGUUCUACCUGUGACCAAGAAGCACACCCGAGACCACAUCGUUCUGUUCAACGAUGCUCACCUCCUGAUGGCCUCGCUGGGUGCACGGGACCUCCAGACCACACAGGAGCUGCUGACCACCCUGCAGGAGGCCAGCAAGUCCCCAGGGGAGAACUGCCAUCACCAGUUGGCGAAAGACGUUGGGCUGCCCCUGUGCCAGGCCCUUGUGGAGGCUGAGAACGGAAACCCUGACCGAGUCUUAGAGCUCCUUUUGCCAAUCCGAUACAAAAUUGUCCAGAUCGGGGGCAGCACCGCCCAGAGAGAUGUCUUCAAUCAACUGUUGAUUCACGCGGCCUUAACCUGCACCUCCAGCGUCCAUAAGAAUGUGGCCCGGAGCCUUCUGAUGGAACGUGACGCCUUGAAACCCAACUCACCCCUGACUGAGCGGCUGAUCCGCAAGGCAGCCGCCGUCCAUCUUAUGCAGUGACAAUGGCCAGGUCCUUGGCCUACAGCUCAGCACUGACCUCCUGGCGUUAGGUGGACUGCCUUGUUGGGCUAGGGUUAGGAAACAGCUGGGUCUGUUUGCCAGAGGGUAAAGUUCAGUCCUGGUAGAAUUCUCCAGAUCAGUAGUUUGGUAGAAAUAGGAAACACACGUUAAUUUUGAGUGAUAUUCAGAAUUCCUCUCAGGGCCAACAUGCAUUUUUAAGCCUUUAGUUCUAAAGCAGUGCUAUCAUUUGCAAGUGCCUUGAACAUUGUAUUUUCUUGUUCUGAAGCCAGCAGGUGUUGGGGGCUGACUUUUAGCAGAAAGCGGCUAUCAGCUUUGCAGCCAUCUUGAGCCAUAUACCCUGACCUGAGACUUGGAUUACAAUAGCCUACAACAGCUGAGAACACUCCGAUAAUCUUGGUUUAGAUACCUUGGGUGUGUGAGAUUAAAGGUGUGUGAGAUUAAAGGUGUGUAAUUUAAGAGUAUGACUUAGAAGUGUAGAGAUCAGAUUUAGAGACAAGGCCUAAGGGCAUGAUUAAAGGUGUGACCAAAAGGCAUGGCUUAGAAGUGAGACAUAUAAAAGGCGGAGGCAGACAUGAGAGAAUCAGACUCAGCAGACAGAGGAGACAGAGAAGCAGACACUUAGAGGAAGAGAGACUGAAGAAUAAACGGGAUUG